GUCUCCCACAGGCACAGGCUCUUGUUCUAGUUCUCUCUUCUUGGUGACUCGUUGCUACACCAUUCAUACUCUCGAGCGAGCGAGUUGUGACUCAGUGUGUUGGAUCGGAAUGUCGAACCUGCUUCGAAGCGUGAGGGUGCCUCCGAACUCAGUGAGUUUAGAGGAAGCGCGUCACCGAGUGUUCGAUUUCUUCAGAAUAGCUUGCAGAUCGUUGCCCUCCGUCAUGGAAACUUAUAACCUCUACGACGUCGCUUCCGUCUCCCAGCUUCGCUCCACCGUCGCCUCCGAGAUCCGCAAGAACACCCACGUCACGGAUCCCAAGGUGAUUGAUAUGCUGCUUUUCAAGGCAACGGAAGAGCUGAAGGACAUUGUUGACCAUGCAAAGCAGAGGCAUCAUGUUGUUGGUCAGUACGUGGUUGGUCGGCACAAGCUUGAGCAGCAGGAGUUGGGCUCGAAGGGCCAGACCAUCUCUCCUUUUCUGCAGAAUUUCUACAAGACCAAUUACUUUUGAAAUUUGGUCAAAAUCUGUUCUCUGUUUCCUCAAAUAAAGAAUUAUCCUAAACGGUUAUGUAUAACAAUACUGGGUGAAGACAAUACUGUGUUGGUUUCAGAUCAAAUUGCCUUCACUGUUCCUGGCUUAAUUUGAGAAAGUAAUGUUUUGCUGAUUGUUGUGAA
Molecule: messenger RNA, 675 nt
Organism: Lotus japonicus
Lineage: Eukaryota; Viridiplantae; Streptophyta; Magnoliopsida; Fabales; Fabaceae
Product: NADH dehydrogenase [ubiquinone] 1 alpha subcomplex subunit 6
Exons: 2
Coding region: 110-511 (133 amino acids)
Biological process (GO): response to oxidative stress
Source: RefSeq, a predicted model, not a curated record